CGAUCGAUUUGCUUUCCUAACUUUAUUCAUUGACUGUUCAAGCCCGCAUCUGCAUUCAUUUUUCUGUCAUUGAAAUUGUCAUCCCUUAGGUGGCAAAGUAAGACCGGAGAAGUACCGUUCGUGAGAAGAGCCAUCCACGUACUGAAUCACCAUCGUGUAGCUCUUCUCAUUCUUUGAAUUGCUGGUUCAGUUGUUCUAUGGAAGAAGGAACUGAGAAAGGCUAUGGGUACGCUGCCGGUGUGGGAGACCAUAUGCUUGACCCAGUAUCAUUAGCUGUCAGUGAAGCAAGGGCCAGAGCUUCUCUCAGAUUCGUUCCAUCGAGAGCCAACUUCAUUAAGAAACUCUAUACGAUGAUUGACGAUCCCAAUAUAGAGCAUCUGAUCCGUUGGUCCAGCAACGGCAAUUACUUCAUUAUACUGGAUGAGGCGGAAUUUUCGAAGUCUAUUUUACCCCGGUAUUUCAAACAUGAUAACUGGGGUAACUUUGUUCGCCAACUCAAUAUGUACGAUUUUCAUAAUGUCAAUCAUCUGCUGUCACGAAGCUCCAGCAAGGGUCCCAAAGACAUCAUACCCGAGGCCGCGUACGCGUUCCAACAUCCAUUAUUCUAUCGCGAUGGACAUGGUGACUCUCAAAAUAUUCGAAGAAAGACUUCGGCAGCUCCUCCUCAGUUGCGACAGAACCGACGGUCUUCUUCUUCGCAAUAUGAACCAACACGGUCCACUUUGCGUCAACGCUUGGAAAACUCCGUCGGAAACAUGAAUCGAGAUUUGGAACGACUAGAAUACUUUGUCAGAAAUGUUCAAAAUGAAAUUUCCACCUUGGAAACCAAUGUCAUCCAGCAACAAGAGAUGAUACUACGAUUAUCGGAAUUGCUUCGCGACAAUAUCAAUGACUUAUCCAAUUUGCGGUCUGAGCUUGGCCGUCAUUAAGUUUUGUUCGACCAAAAGAGAGAACAAAGCCGUCUUUGAAGAGUCCUAUCGUCAGUCUUUGCUUUGGAAACAGCAGAGAAAACAGUUUAUCAAAAAUGUCACUCGUUGAUAUUCACAAAGGAUCGUUAUAUGCGCAAAGGA
Messenger RNA from Radiomyces spectabilis, 1070 nucleotides. Its product is annotated as HSF-type DNA-binding-domain-containing protein. Gene Ontology annotation, molecular function: DNA-binding transcription factor activity; sequence-specific DNA binding. Bases 198 to 929 code for a protein of 243 amino acids. Gene Ontology annotation, biological process: regulation of DNA-templated transcription. Lineage: Eukaryota; Fungi; Mucoromycota; Mucoromycetes; Mucorales; Radiomycetaceae. The transcript is spliced from 5 exons. The record is from RefSeq and is a predicted model, not a curated record.